GAAGGAAGGUGAGACCCGUGACCAGUUGGAUCAGCAGAUAGGACACGUCUGAUCGUGAUCACAGUUCGUGAUGUUCAGCUGACCGAAGCUGGCCUUACUGUUGUGCAGUCCAUUUCAUCAUCCUUAAUUAGCGCCCUUCCUCGAUACACCAGGCGACAAGACGAGGCCGGUCCAUUGCGUCCGAUUCAGAGUGUAGCUGGCCUGGAGAGCCGGGUCCUAAACCAGAACAAUAUUUCUUGCCGAGAAUAAGGCUGUGUCUCGGAUUGUGUGUAGCUUGUCGAUUUCUGGUGUUUCGUAUUUUCUUGCAGUGGUGGCAUCGAUCCCAUGACCAGUUCAUAUCUAUUUCUUAUCUGUGAGGUCCAUCGAGGUAACAAUGGGGGGCAUUUGUAUCAUCUGGAGGUAUGGAGCGUCCCUGGCGUUUUCGCUGAUAAGCAUCCUUCAUCCGGCGCAAUCUAGUUGUCCUGAGACCAGCAGAAACACCUUGAACUGGACCAAGCCAAUGGGAGACACCCUUUACGAAUGUGCGAAUCAGUUGAAGUCGAUUUGGUGCUGUGCUGAAGGGUAUUCUCAGAUCACUUGGAGCAGGUGGAUAUGGGGUGCAUCGACCUGGGACGAUUACCCCUGGGCCGAUACAAUCACUUACAUGGAUUCUGGGGACCAGCACCUUUACUUCAAGAAGGUGUCGUUACGUGAUCAGGGACAAUACCGAUGUGUGGUUUCUUCUAAUACUGACGAACUGCCUAUUUCACAUCAGUAUGAUCUCUUAGUUGAUGAUUGCUCAGUUUGUGGCGGCCGACCAAAAAUAGGCAAACCUACCGAAAGCCAAGAGAUCAAUUAUCAUUAUGUUGGGUCCGACUUCAGUACGAACUGUCUGGCGUCAUUCGGUCCGGCCAACUGCAGUGACCCCUUUGGUGAAUCAUUGAAUACUCUCCAAUGGUUUAAGGCAUACAACAGAACUUACUGUGCAGAUAAACAAAUCGGUCCCCAAGGAAAGAAGAGACCCUACGAUCCCAAGGUGCCUUUUAAGCUGUAUGAGGCUUUCCUGAACGUCACAAACGUAACUGAGGCUGACUUUGGCAUGUACUGUUGCAGAGCGUAUGAUGGUUUCUCGCAGGUGGACAGAAUGAUAGAACUGAAAGCUGGACCUGCUCCAAAGGCUACUACCGAUGACAGGAUCCUGGAGACGUCCGUCGAAGUGAUCGGACCCAUCGUUGGUGUCUCUGUCGUACUCCUCUUUACUCUGUGGUUCUUCCGGCUUGACAUCUUACUCUUUUGUCACACGUUCAAUGGUCACCGCUCUAUUCCUGAUGCUCAAUAUGACGUAAUGCUGAUCAACUCCGGGUCCCAGCGAGAUAGUGGUUUCGUAGAGCGGAUCCUAAUGCCUCAUCUCGAAGGGGAGUUACAGUUUGACGUAUUUCUACCAAGAAGGGACCUUGAUAUUGGCUAUAUCGAUGGGGCGUAUAUAGAUGCCCUGAGAGAUUCCAGAAAGAUCAUUAUAGUACUAACGGAGGACUUCUUAACCAAUCCACUGUGCGGCCAUAUUCACAAUUAUAUCAUCAGUGAUAACCGCAACAAGGACAUUAUCUUCAUCCAACGUGGUAACAUUCAACGUACAUUAUGGGAGGAAAAUGAAAAUAUAACAAAUAUUGAAGUCUUGCGCACAUCUGCUAAGAAUGCCAAACGGAACUUACUUUGCCUUGGCAAGUACCUGACUUGGAGGGAAAACUUUGAAAUGCAGUCCCCCCUACAGAACAAUAUAACAAUCAUCAACACCAACUUCUCGCGACAAAUCGCCAGGUUCUGGAAGCAGCUGUGUUUGCAUUUGCCACGGAGUGACGGGAGUGUCCAGAUGAGAUUUGUCCGUGACCAGCCAAGUCCAUCUCCAAAUGUGGUUUGACCAAUACAACCCGAUCUCUAAAUGGGGGCAUGGCACCCGGUAAUCAAUCAGCUUUUGGAAGAACUGAUCACUUUGAGCUGAGGUGGUCUCCCCUAGCACUAAUCUUGUAGUUUUCCCGGUAUAUCGACAUGAGCCAGGGCAAUCCCGGCUGACAGUGGACGGCCGACCACGUUUCUCCCCUUUACCGAAUGUAGAAUACAUUCUGAAAUAUUCAUGACAUAUCUGAAUAUUCCAAUCACGUCGAGCAUUUGUCUGGUUAUGUGUGAAAAGGAAUGCCAGGAUCGGGGAAUGCAUUGCUAGUAAAAUUGCAGCAUGCAGCAUCCGAUAGCUAAUCGUCCACUCACCACACUUCCCGUAUUUGGAACAUCCAGAUCACAAAGGAAGUACAUUGUAUUUCAUGGGAUGACAAAUUAACUGCCUCGGGAGUUUAGGGGAUACCUGCACCAUUGCUUUCUGUAUCAUCGAUGACCUCUGCAGCGAUCCUUUCUUAUAUGUAUACAACAUGUAUUUGCCUGAAUUUGAAUUAAACUUGUCACCAGUUUAUGUAAAAGUGUUCGUGUCAGUAUUGCAUGUGUUCUAAUAUAUAUGAUGUUAAUAAAAUGCAUUUAAAUGUUA
This is a messenger RNA of Lineus longissimus, 2512 nucleotides long. RefSeq lists its product as uncharacterized. NCBI's taxonomy places the organism in Eukaryota, Metazoa, Nemertea, Pilidiophora, Heteronemertea, Lineidae. The coding region runs from base 374 to 1897 and encodes 507 amino acids. Gene Ontology annotation, biological process: signal transduction. The transcript is spliced from 9 exons. The record is from RefSeq and is a predicted model, not a curated record.